This is a messenger RNA of Adineta steineri, 1206 nucleotides long. NCBI's taxonomy places the organism in Eukaryota, Metazoa, Rotifera, Eurotatoria, Adinetida, Adinetidae. The record is from the annotation of a GenBank genome assembly.
AUGGCUUCAACUGAUAACUUAAAUCAGUUAGAAUCAACUUUUAUGUAUACCCAGCUCUUCAAGGAAAUUCUUCUUGAUAUGGAACAUGAUGAACAGGCUAUCAAACACUUUAUUACUUACUGUCGAGAUCAUGACUGUGUAUCACCAAAAUAUAUUGACCGUUUUGAGAAAGAAUAUAGUUCUCAGUUAGCUAUUUGGUGGUAUACUUUCCCAUCCAAUACCUAUCGUAUGCUCAAUUCUGCUCUUCGCUCUAUGGAUGGCGGUACUAUUAUUAAUAUGGGUUUUUUCAUUCAUAAUCUUCACACACAAAUCGAACAACUACACCAACAACAGGUUCAUAGUUACCACGGCAAACCAUUCAUAGUUUACCGAGGACAAGGUUUGUCCAAAGCAAGUUUUGAAAAACUAAAAAAAACGCAAGCUGGUUUAAUAUCUUUUAAUAACUUUUUAUCCACUAGUACCGAGCAAGAUAUAGCUCUUGGACUUGCUUAUAUUGCAUCACAAAACGUAAACAUGGUUGGCAUUCUCUUCAUGAUGUCCAUUGAUCCUUCUUCAAAAUCAGCACCAUUUGCCUCCAUCAAAGAGAAGAGUUAUUUUAAGGAAGAAGAAGAAAUUCUCUUCUCAAUGCACACAGUCUUUCGCGUGAGUGCAAUUAAGCAGAUAGACAAUAAUAAUCAACUUUAUCAAGUUGAAUUACAAUUAACGUCGGAUGAUGAUCAACAAUUGCGAGUACUUACUGAUCGAAUACGAGAAGAAGCUGGCGGUAGUACUGGAUGGGAAAGAUUAGGUAAUUUAUUACUUAAAAUUGGUCAGUUUAAUAACGCUGAAGAACUUUAUAACGUAUUACUCGAACGGACAUCUAGUGACGGUGAAAAAGCGAUUUAUUACAACCAGCUUGGCGUUGUCCAUUCCAAUCAAGGUGAUUAUGAAAAGGCUAUUUGGUAUUAUGAAAAAGCACUUGAAAUUCUACGAAAAAUUCUUCCUUCAAAUCAUCCUGAUUUGAUUACUUCAUACAUCAACAUCGGUUUGGUGUAUGACAACAUGGGAGAGUACUCGAAAGCACUUUCAUACUACGAACAAGGACUUGAAAUAUGGAAAAGAACUCUUCCUUCAAAUCAUCCUUAUUUGGCUGCUUCAUACAGUAGCAUCGGUAGUGUGUACUACUACAUGGGAGAAUACUCGAAAGCACUUUCAUUUUACAAAAAA